Messenger RNA from Stomoxys calcitrans (stable fly), 1728 nucleotides. RefSeq lists its product as uncharacterized. Bases 64 to 1587 code for a protein of 507 amino acids. Gene Ontology annotation, biological process: long-chain fatty acid metabolic process; fatty-acyl-CoA biosynthetic process. The record is from RefSeq and is a predicted model, not a curated record. The transcript is spliced from 4 exons. NCBI's taxonomy places the organism in Eukaryota, Metazoa, Arthropoda, Insecta, Diptera, Muscidae. Gene Ontology annotation, molecular function: long-chain fatty acid-CoA ligase activity.
GGUUUACAGGUCAAACCAAAUUAUGGGCCGCAGGAUUCGAUUGGAGGCAUAGCCAUAAAAGCAAUGCUAGAACAUCCCAAUCAUAUUGGACAGAUUUGCCAUCAAAGUGGUAAAGAGCUCAGGAAUAUAGAAAUCGCCACCAAGGCCAUACAAAUUGCUCGACAUUUUGAAAGGCUUCAACUGAAGCAAUGCGACAUUAUUGGACUGUGUGCUGCCAAUACGGAAAAUGUGGCUCCCCUGUUCUUUGGAGCUUUGGCUGCUGGUCUUUCCAUCAGCACUUUGGAUCCCAGUUACGAUAAGGAGGGCAUUAAAACGAUUUAUUCUUGCACCAUGCCUCACAUGAUUUUUUGCGAUGGUGUGAAUUAUCAGCGCAUACGUCAAGCCUUUGAUGAAUGUGGAUUAUCUUCGAGCAUUGUGAUUACUCUCAAUGAUCAUAUAGAGGGUGUUCCCAGCAUUUUGGACUUCUUGGAGGAGAAAGUUAAACCCGAACAAUAUGAAGGUCCUAUUUUGGAAAAGGGUCUUAACCAGGUGGCUGUAAUUGUCUGCACAUCAGGAACCACAGGAUUUCCCAAGGCAGUGUGCAUAUCCCAUGCGGCACUAUUGGAAUGUUUUAAUUCCAUGAAUUUUUUGAACAAAAGAUUUCUUUGCUUCAGUUCUCUCUACUGGCUGACGGGCAUAUUAACUCUUAUGCACGGUACAAUUGGUCAAGCGAUUCGCAUUACAUCUGAGAAAACAUUCAAUCCGGAGGACUUUUUUGAAAUUAUCCAACAACACAAAGUGGAAAUCUUCUUAGGACCUCCAUCCCAAUUGGCAUUGGCUUUAACUUCGAACGCCAUCAGCGAAAGUGAUCUCUCAAGUCUUGACUACAUUAUCACGGGUGGAGGUUUCAUAUCUUACCCCCUCAUCGACAAAUUUAAAAAGUACGCCCCAAAAACCAUUUUCUAUGGCGGAUAUUCCUCAAGUGAGACAUGUUGUGCCAUAGCGGCAGGCAUAUGUGAACCCAGUAAUGCAGUUGGUACGAUUGGACAAAAUGUUGAAAUAAAAAUCAUUGAUAAUGACAAUGGCAAACUUUUGGGCCCCAACGAGUUAGGGGAGAUAUGUGUUCGUUCAAAAUUUCCCUGGGCAGGUUAUUAUAAAAAUCCGGAACUCACCCGAACCAUAUACGAUUCGGAAGGUUGGAUAUACACUGGCGAUAAUGGCUACAUCAAUGAUGAAGGCAAAUUGUUUCUAAGCGAUCGUAAGGUUGAUAUUCGAAAAUUCGAUAACUUCCAUUUCUCUCCCAGCGACAUAGAGAAGGUCAUCAUCGAAUUGCCACAGGUGGCUGAUGUCUGCGUUGUGGGUAUACCCGACAGUGUACAUGGCCAUUUACCAGCCGCCGCUGUAAUAAAACGAGCUGAAAGCAUCAUUGACGAAAGGGAAAUCUAUCAGCAUGUGGUCAAUCGAAUGCAGAAUUUUGAGCAUUUACGUGGUGGUGUUUACUUCUUCGAAAGCCUACCUCGAACAGUGACGGGAAAAACUUUACGCCGCCAAGUCGUUGGGAUGUGCGUGGAAUUGAGUCACACAACAACUGCGAACGUGUUCAAAUAAUUUCUAUAGAAGAAACCCCAAAUUAGUAGAAUUCGAUAGCAUGGCUUUUGAAAUGUCAACACAGAUUAAGUUUUAAUCUUGUUUUAAAUGUUAUCAUGUGACGUACAAAUAUAGACUUAUGACAGGCAAAAAAUCAUAAAA